Opisthorchis viverrini is the source of this 486-nucleotide messenger RNA. RefSeq lists its product as hypothetical. The transcript is spliced from 4 exons. The record is from RefSeq and is a predicted model, not a curated record. NCBI's taxonomy places the organism in Eukaryota, Metazoa, Platyhelminthes, Trematoda, Opisthorchiida, Opisthorchiidae. Bases 1 to 486 code for a protein of 161 amino acids.
AUGGCUCAGCGGCUAAGACACCAGCUUACGGAUCGGAAGGUCCGUGGCUUGGAUAACCUGGCAGUAUUCCAGCCCUCGUGCCUCCUUCCGGUAGCAUGGCAACUAGGUACCGAAAUGGUGCUACGGCUGAACGUUUUUAUACAGCAAUGGGUUCCCGCUGUUUUUAUGACGUGGUUCAGUAAAGAAAAGAAUGAGACUGCAGAAAGGUUUCAGUGCACAUUGAGGGCGAGAUGGACCAAGUGGUUAGAGCGCGGAUUUGAUGACCGGAAGGUCCGUGGUUCGAAACCGACCUCUGUCUCUCGACUUCCCCUGUCUAGGCUUGGGCAACAUGGCAUUAUCCCAGCCCUCGUGACUCCUUCGUGUGGCAUUGCAGCUAGGCACCGAAAGGGUGCUAUAGCUGAACGAUUUUUUUUGCAGUGCACACUUUUCUACGUCUUCUAUUCUAUUGACACUGGGAUUGUUGAGGUUCCCGAUACGGAGCUUUGA